Spathaspora passalidarum NRRL Y-27907 is the source of this 960-nucleotide messenger RNA. RefSeq lists its product as uncharacterized. NCBI's taxonomy places the organism in Eukaryota, Fungi, Ascomycota, Pichiomycetes, Serinales, Debaryomycetaceae. The coding region runs from base 242 to 403 and encodes 53 amino acids. The transcript has a single exon. The record is from RefSeq and is a predicted model, not a curated record.
AAUUCACAUUAGUAAACCGCAGAUGUUAUGAAGAAGGAGAUCAAAGGUUGUAUCGGACCACAUACAUCAAUAGUAGCGGUGAACCACUCUUGAUAUCCUCCAAAAUGCUUUAGUGAAUAUUAUUGUAUAUAUCGCAAGCAUUGCCGAGUUGGAUGAUUGGCAUAAGAUCAAGCGUAAAUUCGACUUGAUUUAGUUGGUCAACUACUUUCUAAAUGUUCAGUAUGAAGCCUUGGUAUGACGAAUGAGGAGAUUAAAACCAGAAAUUAAAGUGACCAGUGACUUUAAGUCACCGUUUGAAGAGAUUGGACUGUUGGAUAAUAAUAGACAACUAAAUCUUGAAGAUAGAUUAAUAUAUGUGCGUAAAGUCACCAACCAUGCUAUUACAAAGUUUUAUUGUAGAUAGAUGACAACAUAAUAAUUUACAGAUGAUGCCUCACAGCGACUCAAUGAUUUUUCAUCGACAUAAACGUUAUGGAUUGUCCAAAUUAAGAACCAAGGAAUUUUUCUUGAAAUUAGGCUUGUGGAAACUAGAUACACAUAUAAAUAGAUAUCUAAAUAGGAAUAUAUUGAGGCAUAUCAACAGGUAUCUCAUGGCAUAUAUAUAUAUCUAUAAACCCUUGAGAAGAAAAUAAAGAAUGUUUGUAAUUGAGUGAAAUAACAUCACUCGAACUUAAAUUCAUUCCCAAAGAUAAAAAUGUCUAACUAUAUGAGCCAUAGCUAAUAAAAUUGGCGCCUCAAUUAGCCAAUCUUAAACAUUUUGCAAUCACGAUUCGCCGCAUUGAAAUAGAUAAAUUCAUUAACAAGUUAAAUUCAUAUUUCCUUGAGAACUUGUAUAUUAUGAUAAAAGUGAGCCUCACGUAUCAUGAUGGCCCCAGUCUCUUUGAUAUCAUCCUCAGUCAGGAAAAAUCAUUAACAAGGCACUACUUUGGGACUGGUGGCACCGAGAACCUCAAAGUUUAU